AUGAUCCAAGCAAGUCGUAUAGAGGAAUGUAAUAAUGAAUUUCAAAUUACAAACAAUGAACUAUCAACUCCAGAAUCAACUCCACCAUUAAUAUCAACACUAUGGCUUAAACGAGCACGAAUGAUUAGUGUUUUAAUCUAUAUUCUACUUCAAGUUGCUUAUUUUAUAUUCAUAAUCAUUUGUAUUGCACUUUAUCCACGUUGUGAAAAAGCACCUGAAACAUCAUGGUGGACAAAUGGUGUAUUUUUACGUUUUUCAAAUCGUACAAUGAAAUUUAAUGAGUUAACUGAAAAACUUAUUGAUUAUAGAACUAAAUUUCAUAUACAAGCUCUUUGGCUUAGUCCAGUUUUUCCAUUAUCAAAUGAAUUAAAUCCAAUAGAAUGGAGAAAUGUUGAUAGUAAUUUUGGUAAUGAAAGUGAUUUGACUCGUCUUAUUGACAAAGCACAUGAAAAUGAUAUUCUAAUAAUUGUUGAUUAUCCAUUAAAUCAUCUAUCUAUUCAAUCAAAUUAUUUUAUUUCAAAUGAUGAUUCUUAUUUUGUAUGGAAUGAUCAAGGUAAUAUAAAUAAUUGGAAAACAAUUAAUGAUAAUCAACAAUCAGCAUGGACUUAUAAUAAUAGAAAAAAUUCAUUUUAUUUACAUCAAUUUAAUAAUGAUAAUGAUUCUAUUGAUAUUAAUUAUCGAAAUAAUCGUGUUUUUAAUGAUAUGAUUGAUUCAUUUUCUUAUUGGAAUAAAACUUUUUCAAUCGAUGGAUUUAAUGUACAAGGUAUUAGUUUUACAUAUGAAGAUUAUGAAUAUAAUAAUGAAACAAAUGAUAAUAGUAGUCGAUUGAGACAUCUUGAUGAAGAUUAUCUUUUACUUGCACGUAUUAGAGCUGAAAUCGACGAGAAAAAAAUCUUACUUCUUGAUUCAAUCGAUUCAUUAGCUACAUCUAAUGAACAAUUAUUAACACGGUAUUAUGGUGAUAAAAAUAAAUACUUAGGUGGUGUACAAUUAGCUUCAUUAAAUAAUUAUAUAUUAGUUAAUGAAACUGUAACUAAUCUAACAGCAUUAUUUGAUGAAUAUAAUAAUUCAAUAUUUUUUAAAAACCAACAACCAUUUCUAUGGUCAUCUUUAUCAUCAAAUUCUAAAUUAAAUGAAGCUUUUUUUGCUGCAUGUCUAUUUCAUAAUGGUUCUAUUUCUAUUGAUAUUGAUCGACAAGGAGAUCAAUUAUCAAAUACACAACUUAAUCGUCUUCGUCAAAUAAUAAAACUUACACAAAAAGAUGUUUUUCGUGUUGGUAGUAUUCGGCAAACUAUUCUUCCUCAGUCAAAAUGGUUAACCAUUGAACUAAAAAGACGAGGUCAAAAACAUCAUAUGAUUAUUAUUAAUUUUAAUGACAAAGAUCAAAAUGAUACAGUUAAUUUAGAACAAGGAAAAACAAAUGCAGUUGAAGUUGUUUUAACUAAUAAGGGAAAACCAGGCAAAAAAUAUGAAACAAAUACAUUGAUUGAAAUGGAUAAACCUAUUCAUUUAAAACUUUAUGAAUAUCUUAUUAUUCGUUGGUCACCAUCUAUUGAAGGACUUGGAAUUAUUUUUUAA
Molecule: messenger RNA, 1578 nt
Organism: Rotaria sordida
Lineage: Eukaryota; Metazoa; Rotifera; Eurotatoria; Philodinida; Philodinidae
Source: the annotation of a GenBank genome assembly